Messenger RNA from Clonostachys rhizophaga, 1443 nucleotides. Lineage: Eukaryota; Fungi; Ascomycota; Sordariomycetes; Hypocreales; Bionectriaceae. The record is from the annotation of a GenBank genome assembly.
AUGGUCGACAGUGAAGCUAGCUCGCCUACGUGGAAAUUCACACAAUGCUUUGGCGAUAAGGGAGAUGUGGAGGACAUCACCGAGGCUGAUAUCAUCUCCACGGUUGAGUUCGAUCACACAGGAAACUACCUAGCCACUGGCGACAAAGGAGGUCGCGUCGUUCUUUUCGAGCGGAAUGAGACGAAAAAGUCUUGCGAGUAUAAGUUCCAUACCGAGUUCCAGUCCCACGAACCCGAGUUUGACUACCUCAAAUCCCUCGAAAUUGAAGAAAAGAUCAACAAAAUCAAGUGGUGCCGCCGACAAAACGCCUCACACUACUUGUUAUCGACCAACGACAAGACCAUCAAGCUAUGGAAAGUCUUUGAGAAGUCUCUCAAGGUAGUGGCCGAGAAUAACCUAUCUCACGAUGUCACACCGGCAAACGUCGUCGGGGCUGGCGGCGGAAACGCCCUGCGCCCCCCUCCGUCCGCCUUCAAGAAUGCCUCUGACCUCAAACUUCCACGCUUGACCCAUCACGAUACCGUCGUUGCCGCCGUCCCACGCAGAACCUAUGCAAACGCCCACGCCUACCAUAUUAACAGCAUAUCCGUGAACAGCGAUGGCGAGACGUAUAUCAGCAGCGACGAUCUUCGCAUCAACCUUUGGAACCUCAACAUCCAAGACCAGAGCUUCAACAUCGUUGACAUCAAGCCCGCGAACAUGGAGGAGCUCACUGAGGUGAUAACGGCCGCCGAGUUCCACCCACAGAGUUGCAACUGGUUCAUGUAUGCCAGCUCAAAGGGCACAAUCAAGCUCGCAGAUAUGCGUGAGAGCGCGCUCUGCGACCAACAUGCGAAAAUGUUCGAGCAGGAAGAAGACCCUUCAUCGAGGUCGUUCUUUUCUGAGAUCAUCUCAUCCAUUUCCGACGUUCGAUUUUCCUACGAUGGCCGGUACAUCCUCUCACGCGACUACUUAACCGUCAAGAUAUGGGAUAUCAACAUGGAACGACAACCCGUCAAGACGAUACCGAUUCAUGAGCAUCUGCGACCGCGAUUGUGCGAUACGUAUGAAAACGAUAGCAUAUUCGACAAGUUUGAAGUUGUCUUCUCUGGGGAUGCGAAGAACGUAAUGACGGGAAGCUACAACAACAAUUUCAUGAUCUAUCCCUCGGAUCCAGAGAAAGAGACGGAGGUAGUACUACAGGCGGAUAAAUCGGCGUUCAAGGCGAAGAAGAUCGGAGUACCCACACCCAUUAAUUCAGCAACGAGCCCGACGGCAAACGGUGGAAAGAAGGCAGGCUCGCGGGCAGAGAGCCCAGGUGGCGGAGCACAAAGAAUGCGCAAGGAGACCGACGCGGACCAGAUUGAUUUUAACAAGAAAAUCCUUCACAUGAGCUGGCACCCCUUCGAAGACAGCAUUGCAAUUGCUGCGACCAAUAAUCUCUUUGUCUUUUCGGCACUGUAA